Molecule: messenger RNA, 840 nt
Organism: Geodia barretti
Lineage: Eukaryota; Metazoa; Porifera; Demospongiae; Tetractinellida; Geodiidae
Source: the annotation of a GenBank genome assembly
AUGCUUAUGAACAACGAUGGAACGGCUUUACAAAAUCUUGAUGGCUCAAUCGCAGUGGUGACUGGUGCGGCACAGGGGUUGGGUCUCGGAAUCGUCGAGCAACUUGCCCGCGACGGCGCAACGACAAUCAUCGCCGACCUGCAACUGGAGAAAGCUGAAACGGAAGCCAAUCGGCUGCGAACUGAUGGCUUGGAGGUACAUGCAGCUCACUUAGACAUCACUGACAGUGCCGUGGUAACAACGUUUUUUGAAAGAGUUGCCAAUGAACACGGACAAUUGGACAUCUUGGUCAACAACGCAGGCGUUGGUCAGAAGGUCACCCCCAUCGUGGAGUUAAGUGAUGAGGAGUGGAAUCGUGUGUUAAACGCUACCUUGACAGGGGCAUUCUACUGCUGCCGCGCUGCGGGUGGGAUUAUGGAGCGUCAGGAAUACGGCUGCAUUGUUAAUGUCGCCUCGAUCAAUGGCCAAAAUCCAGCAGCACUAGUUGCAGCGUAUAACGUAGCAAAGGCAGGCAUAAUUAGCUUGACCAAGACAUUGGCACUGGAGUUGGCAGCGUAUGGCGUGCGAGUAAAUGCCGUGAGUCCGGGUCCGGUUUACACCGAGUUUAACAGGAGGAAUAUGGCGCAACGCUGCGAGACGCUUAACAUCACUGAAGACGAGAUGAUCGAGCGCAUCCGUAGUGCCAUCCCGUUGGGACGGUGGGGCGAGCCAACAGACAUUGCGCGGGGGAUCGCCUUUCUAUGCAGCCCUCAAGCGUCUUGGAUUACGGGCGAGGUGCUCAGGGUCAGCGGCGGUAUGGAAGGUGUCUCUGCAACCCCACCGAAACGCCAAAAGAAUUGA